Messenger RNA from Xiphophorus couchianus (Monterrey platyfish), 2539 nucleotides. RefSeq lists its product as uncharacterized. The record is from RefSeq and is a predicted model, not a curated record. The transcript has 18 exons. The coding region runs from base 1 to 2496 and encodes 831 amino acids. Gene Ontology annotation, molecular function: phosphatidylinositol binding. NCBI's taxonomy places the organism in Eukaryota, Metazoa, Chordata, Actinopteri, Cyprinodontiformes, Poeciliidae. Gene Ontology annotation, cellular component: endosome.
AUGGUAUCAGCCACGCCGGCGGAAGGAGCCUGCUGUGAGGGAAGAAGAUGCGUCUGUGGCGUCUUUCCAUCGCUGCGAGAGAGCAGCACCCAAACUGAUGAAGAAACCAAAGAACAUCCGCUUGAGGAAUAUGUCGAGGAAGAGUCGUUUGAACAGACUGAUGUGAGGAACCUUGAGCAGAACAUCCCGCUGACGUCUCAGUGUCCGCAUGUGAAGAAAUCCCUUCAGCAAGUGUUCGAGUGCGCCUACGCUCAGCUGGUUCUGCCUUGGUACGCCGUCCCUGAGCCCUGCGAGCAGCAGCCCCUGCACAAGGUGCUCAGCAGGGAUUUUGACUUUGUAAUUGACCGCAUCAUUGAGAGGGCCAGGGACUUUGAUGUCUGCCAGGCCAUGGUGGACUGCAUCAGGAUUCUGACGCAGCACUUGCAUGAUGCGAAGCAGUCUGACCGAGACCCGUUGUUCAGCGCUGCCGCUCUGGAAAUGGCGCUUCUCCGAGAGCUUUCCGACGCCUUGGUGCGCAGCCUGUUCCCCCGAUCUGUCUGGGGCCAAGAAACCAACCGCUGUGCCUUAAAUGAGAUCAUUGCCUUAAAGGGUCUGGGCCUCAUAGUGAAUUGGCUCUCUGACCCCGACAACCUGAACCAGCUGGUGGUGAAUCAGCUCGACGGAGUCGCUCUGAAAAGCUCUGCAGAGGAGCUGCGCGUAUCUGACCCAGAUCGCGCCUCCGUUUCUUCGUGGGAGGGCGAAACCGACGAGGAAGGCAGUGAAGUGAAUUUGCCUGGAGCAGAGAGUUCAACCGGUACUGCAGUCACGUUCCAAAGGAAAGGUCACAAGUUAAGGGAAGGAUGGUCCAAAUUUGUGGAUAAGAUGAAGACAAAGAAAGCCAAGAAGAAGAAGAUAAAAAAGAUGGAGCAAGAGCUGGUUAUGAGAAUCAUCGCGACCCAGGAAGACGGGUCCAACGAUGAGGACGGCGGCAGCAAAGAGGGCUCGGUCGUCAGCCAGGACGAGUCACACAGAGACGACAGCGAUCUGGACGAGUACCUGGCCAGCGUCCAGGAGGACAUGAUAGAGUUCAAGCUUUCUUAUGAGAUGUGGCGCGUUGGCUGCUGGGCUGUCAGCAUCCCUCAUGCCGACUGGGAGGACGACGAGCUAAUCUUCACCGUUCACUUGGAGGAAAAGGGCAGCCCUGAGAAUUUACACUGGGACAUCAAGAAGACUUACAUGGAUGUUGUUUAUUUCCACAACAGAUGGCAGGACUCCACCAGCCUUCCCACCGUCUCCACCCUGGAAGACUCUGAGGUCAGCGCUGAGGUGAAAGAUGAAGCCACAGCCUCAGCUGAGCACUUCCUGCAGGAGUUGGUAUCUGACGCCAUGAUCGGCCACACUCAGGCCGUUUUUCAGUUCCUGUGUCCGCUCGACAAGCUGCUGAACGAGGAGGAGCAUUAUGCAGGCGUGUGGGGGAUUCUUAGCGGUCUGGCCUGCUUCCUCACUCCAGGCCAAGAGGAGGAAGAGAACUCAAGCCUGCAGACAGAAGUCCCCAAAGAAAACGCACUGCCAUCUCCACAUCCUGAGUCGACCUCCCUCUCUGCAGAAAAUCAUUGUAAUUCCACUCCUCUUCAAAACGGAUCUCCGCUCCCAAAGAUCGUCAUCUCCCAGUACAACAAUCCUCCAAAACAGCCUGAGGAAGCAGAAGCUAACCCGCAUGAAAACUGCCUCCAGGACUCUGAUAACACCUUAACCUCUCCCGUCAAAAUGAACAUCAAGGGACUGAGCAGAACCGGGUCGCAGGAGUCUCUGUCCUCCUCGAAGGCCAGCGGGGACGAGGAGCCGCCUGAUGAGACGCAGCGGGCGGCCGCAGAGGGGCCGUCGCGCCUCGGCUGCAGCUCAAAGUCGAAUAAAAAGGAGCAUACGUGUUUCAGGAUGUCGGGUGUAGCGGGGAAAACGAAAGGAAAGGAGACGAUGCCGGGUGCUCUGCAGAGAGGAGACGACUCUCAGGGUCAGAGAGGUCAAGGCAGCUGUGAGCAGCUGGAGUCAACCAAAGCCAUUAUUGAGCUGCUGAAAGAAAUAUCAGGAAACUCCAUCCUGAUCAACAUUUUUGAUGCCAUAUUAAAACCUGUGAUGCCCAUCUUGAAGAAGAAGAUUAACUCUUUCCUGAACAAGUUGAACCCGACGGAGGAGCAGAUGGUGGCCUACAUCGACGCUCUGCGCAGCAAUCUGUGGCCAGAGACCCAGCAGGUCACCGCUCCUCAUCCUCGCACCGACGAGGAGAGGAAGGAGACCCGAGAGCGAGCUCACAACCUCAUCAACGCUCGAUAUUCAAGCUAUCUCGUCCUGAAGAAGAUGGACGUGGAGUCGGUUUUUAAUAUCUUCCAGAACCAAGAGGAAAACAAAACUCUGAUCUGUAUGCUACUCGCGUUCCUGUUGAGGGAGUUUCUGCCUAGCGAUCCCUCGCUGCAAAUCAGUGCUGCGAUUCUUCACAAAGUGACCAACCACGCCAACUAAGCUGUGAAACCUGCCUUUAUUUUAAUGUGCAACCAUUUUUUAA